Molecule: messenger RNA, 384 nt
Organism: Symbiodinium pilosum
Lineage: Eukaryota; Dinophyceae; Suessiales; Symbiodiniaceae
Source: the annotation of a GenBank genome assembly
AUGGCACGCCAGCGCGCAGUCCUUGCCCUGGCAAUGGCCCUCGCGGCCCUGUGCUACUCGGUGGGCUUCGUGGGCCUCCAGGGACUUCAGCCCGCAGGCCGCUAUCCUCAGACCGCUGCGCGUGCGGAGGCCAAGAAGGCCCCCAAGAAGAAGGCCAAGGGUCCAUGGGUGGGCCCGAAGAAGGGCUCCUGGGUGAAGAUCCUGCGACCAGAGUCUUACUGGUUCCAGCAGAGGGGGCAAGUUGUGAAUGUGAACCAGAAGCCCGAAGUGAAGUAUCCGGUGACAGUCAAAUUCGACUCGGUGAAUUACGCCAACGUCAAUACCAACGGCUACGCUUUGUGGGAGGUCAUUGAAGCCCCAGCUCCUGGUCCUGGUGAAGUCUGA